AUGAUUCCAUCUUCAACCUCCCAACGUCACACUUCCCAACACAAGCACAACAACGAUCAUCAUCAUGUACAUACCACUCAAGAAUCCCUCUCCGAGCUUUCUUUAGAUGAUACAGGUGAGGACUAUUUAGAUUCACUUUCCGCUGUUUCUUCGGACUAUGGCAGUCUUGCAUCAUUAAGUCAAUCAUCAGCAUCGGAACAUCAUGCCUUGUUGAUGAGCAGUACUCGUAAUGUUGUUGCACAUAACUUCAAUGAAUUACCCAAUGAAAUUCUUGUACAUAUAUUAAUUUUUUUAAACGGAGCACAAAUUUUAAAGUUAGAAAUCUUGUCCAAAAAAUUCUAUCAACUCAUUCAUCAUGAAGAUGAAUCCGAACGUCAAUACAAUAAGAAAAUAAGAAGAAAAAGAAUUCUUACCAAAGAGAAGAGAAAGGAGCAAAGAAGAUUAUCCAUUAAUUUAGCAACAACGAUAGCAUCUUCAGGUCUAGAUUUGCAUUCCAUUACUUCUGGUUAUGAAUUUUGGAUCUUUUUGAAUGAGGUUCAUUUCAAAGAGGAAACUCAAAGAAGAAGAAAAGAAUAUCCAUCAGCUAUUCAACCUAGAAUAUUUUACAUGUAUCAUUUGAAAGUGGCUUGGCUUAAUGAAAAGUAUGGUAUUGAAAAGGCAUUGAGGUCUCUUGAAGAUGCUUUGACUUCACACCCAUACUUUAAUGAAGUGUGUAUUUUUUCUCCACACUUGUUGAGAUUGUACUACUUGUUGUACUUGAUUGAUAGAGAUUAUGCAACUAUGGAUUUGAGAUAUCACCCUUUUGAAGAACUCAAACUUGAUGUGGAAAAACAUGUGACACCCAUUGCCAAACAUGUGAUGGAAAAGGACAUCAUGCGAGUUGGACAAGGCUCAAUGAAAAUGAUUGCCAUUGUAAAAUUAUCACCAAAAGAUGUAUUGAGAAAUGUACAACCAGGUCAACAGGAAUCACUCACACAAGAACAAAUGGCUCAACAAAUCUUGUUGGAAGCAUAUUCUGAUAAAGAUUUUAGAGAUGACAGAGAUGUGAGCAUGGUCAAGUUUAUUCAUGAAAUGAAUCCAUCAUCACAUGCAAAUUAUAGAUAUCAAUUAGAUGAAGAAGAUGUUGGUGAUAAAGCUGGAAAGAUUACUAAUACGCUAAAUGCCAUCUAUAGAAGUUGGUAUGCCAAGUGGAGAGAUGUAAUUAACAAGAAUCGUGACUAUCAAUCUUUCAAGAGUUAUGAUUUUAGAGAGUUGGAGACAAUUAAGAUCAAUUCUGGAUUCACCUACGACAAUGGACUCAGAUGUGCAAAUAGCUGGAUCAAACGAGAUUAUGUUUAUACAAAAUUAUUGCAGAGACAAUUACAUUAA
This is a messenger RNA of Naegleria fowleri, 1368 nucleotides long. RefSeq lists its product as uncharacterized. The record is from RefSeq and is a predicted model, not a curated record. Lineage: Eukaryota; Heterolobosea; Eutetramitea; Acrasida; Naegleriidae. Gene Ontology annotation, molecular function: protein binding. The coding region runs from base 1 to 1368 and encodes 455 amino acids. The transcript is spliced from 2 exons.